GUUAAUUUAUAUUAUUUUUUAAAACCUUUUACUAAUGUUUAAAAUUUAUGUUAGAGCUCUUGUUGGAAUAAUGAUAUUUAUAGGUUAUUUUCUAAUCUACAUAGUGCGUUAUAACCUUAGUGUGCAUAUUGUUGACAUGGUUGAAAUACCCAAAAGACUUUUCAAUGUGUAUUAUAAUGAUACUCAGUCUCUUCGAACCGUUUCAAAUAUACGAUCUGGGAAUAUUAUUGAUAUAAUACAUUGGAAUGAAAUGAAAAUCGCCUUAUUACUUGCUGCUUAUCACAUUGGAUAUUGUAUAUGCUUUCCAAUAUUUCAUAAUAUUGGUGAUACAUUUGGACCGAUGUGGGUUGUUGGUAUAGCAGGCUUAGUAUCAGGUGUCUUAAAUUGUCUAACUCCAGCAUCUGCAUAUUAUAACUUCUGGUUGCUUUUUGUUGUACGCAUUUUAAUUGGUUUCUGUGCGGGUGCGAUGUUACCCAACAUGGUUCAAGUACUAAGACAUUGGGUACCACCUACUGAAAGACAUCAUUUUAUGUGGGCGUAUUGUGGGAUUACGACAGGAACGUGUAGCACUUUUCUUAUCUGCGCAGCUGUGCAGUAUUACUUUCGAUGGUCUAUUGGGUUUUAUAUUUCUGGAGCGAUGCAAAUGUUUUGGGCAAGUGCGUGGGUUUUUAUAAUAACUGAUAGCCCUGAAAAACAUCUCUUUAUAUCUAAAGAAGAGUUAGGAUAUUUAUCAACAACUAUCGGAACAGUUUUUAACAUUAAGUUAACAAAUUCUCAAGCUCCGUGGAAGAUCAUUUUACAAUCUAUAUCGUUUUGGGCAAUUUGUAUUCUUAAUUUUGGUUACGCUUGGAUGAUCAUAUCAGUUUGUAUACAUGGACCUCUUUACUACACUGUUAUCCUGAAUUACAGUGUUUAUGAAGCAUCAGCGUUGACAGCUUUACCUUUUCUUAUUAGACUUUUAUUAGGAACAAUUAUAAUUCAAACGUAUCACUGGUAUAAACAUAAUACUAAAAUUAGGAGAGUUAAACACAUGCGGAAAUAUUUUAUAGUUUUUUCUCACGUGUUGCCGGGAAUUUUAGUGUCGAUGGCGUGGUUCGUUCCAAUCAACCCUGGCCCAGUUCUGCUGACCACAGCUAUUGCCUUUACCGCAGCGGGAAUGGAUCUUACUUUAGAUAUUUGUUACGAACUUUCUCCCAAUUACGUCAAUUCUAUCAAUACUGUAAUUAAAAUAAUUGGAAAUUUACCUGGAAUUAUUAUUUCUCUAUGCGUAGGCGAAGUUACACAUCAAUACAAAAAUUCCGCUUUCGUUUGGCAAUACGUGUGGAGCUUCCAUGGUACGAUAUUGUUGUUGAGUGGUCUAAUAUUCCUUGUUUGGGGUGAAACACGUGUCCAGGAAUGGAAUGAAAUGCGGCGAAGGCCGCGGCGGAAAAGACGUCUCGUAAUUAGACCAUCUAUCAUGUCAAACAUCGUUGAAGUUGAUGAAAUUAAUGAAGUGUCAUAUCGUUCCUCAUUACCUCAGCGGCCAAGGACAUUGAAAACGAUGAUACUUUCGUCGGAUUAAGAUCUAUGUUAACGUUAAACAUGCAUAAUGUUGAUAUGGUAUUCAUAUCAACAUUAUCAUAGAAGUUACGUGAUCGGAGAAAGUCAAUGUGUUGUGGAAUAGUCGGCCGAGUCUCUUUGUAGCCACACCAUAAUCGGAACGAGAACAGCAUCAGGGAACAUAGCGUGCCCAAGUUAAGAGUCUAUUAGUGUUUUGCUAACUUAGUUAUAUAGUAGUGGUCAAUUUUCCUUAUUUUAGAAAUAAUUAUUUAUAAUGUAUUAUAAUAAAAUUUUAUAGUAACUUUCUUUUUUACUCUA
Molecule: messenger RNA, 1857 nt
Organism: Nymphalis io (European peacock)
Lineage: Eukaryota; Metazoa; Arthropoda; Insecta; Lepidoptera; Nymphalidae
Product: sialin-like
Exons: 13
Coding region: 35-1561 (508 amino acids)
Biological process (GO): transmembrane transport; monoatomic anion transport
Cellular component (GO): plasma membrane
Molecular function (GO): transmembrane transporter activity
Source: RefSeq, a predicted model, not a curated record